AUGUUGGAUCAAAUCAUCAUCUUGCAGGAUUCCGCCCAGCGGCUCUUGACUACCUACAACAGCCUGACCUACCGUGUCCUAUGCAGUGAUAACAGUUUCAGAGAUCUUGCCAAUAGCAUCAAGGCCGUCUCCGUGGCACUAGACUCCUGCAGAGGCCUUCUUGAACAGAUCAGGUCUGGUACUACCAGCAUCCCUAUAACCACUGAUCUCUCCCCGCGACUUGAGACGAACAUUGAGGAGUGCAAGACAAAUAGCCUCACCACUCCUACGAACUCCCCAAAACAUCCUCUCCAACGCGCGACAGCCAUUCAGUCAACCUCUCCCAAUCCGAGGUAUCCACCCCGGCCUUCAAUUCCAACCCCAGAGAUUCCAAUGUCCCCCAGAACCGGGCACACCGCCCUCCACGACAUGUGCACCACCACCGGGAAAAGCACCAAGACCACUACCGUCAUCGAGUCCCUCCUAGAAAAAGGGGCCGACCCAACCGCCACACUGAAUGCGGCCUCUUCUCAGUUAACAGCCAUACACCUCGCGUCGUAUCACAACAACGUGGCCGCGCUGGAAGCCACCAAAGAAAGCAUGACAACUACCAGAACAUUUACAUACACGCCUCAAUAUCAAAUAAACACCCGAUACACCCAAUUCCAGGCCACCAAUUACACCGGCCAGUGGAAGUGGAAAAAUCUGCUCAAACGAAAAGAUUCCGGGGACGCCGGGUUGAGGCAGGAGGUGAUCGAUAGCAAGGAUAGAGAGGGGAGGACGGCAUUGCUUGUUGUGGGGCUGGGGUGUAAUAAGCUUGGGGAUAAAGACGCGGUGACAAAGAUUGCAAAGGCUCUCGUGAAGGCGGGGACGAGCCCUGAUGUGGCGGAUUGGAGGGGGCAGACGCCGAGGGGGAUGCUGACCAAUCUUGAGAUUGAGAAGCCUGCUUUUUCACAGAAGGAGCAGCAGACAUAUGAUGUUGCCGAGGGAUACUCUCAGGGUUAUGGUGGUUAUCAAGGUUACAGGUAUCAGGGAUAUUAA
Molecule: messenger RNA, 1020 nt
Organism: Podospora bellae-mahoneyi
Lineage: Eukaryota; Fungi; Ascomycota; Sordariomycetes; Sordariales; Podosporaceae
Exons: 4
Coding region: 1-1020 (339 amino acids)
Source: RefSeq, a predicted model, not a curated record